This is a messenger RNA of Actinia tenebrosa (Australian red waratah sea anemone), 2006 nucleotides long. Its product is annotated as casein kinase II subunit alpha. The record is from RefSeq and is a predicted model, not a curated record. Gene Ontology annotation, cellular component: cytosol; protein kinase CK2 complex; nucleus. NCBI's taxonomy places the organism in Eukaryota, Metazoa, Cnidaria, Anthozoa, Actiniaria, Actiniidae. Gene Ontology annotation, molecular function: protein serine/threonine kinase activity; ATP binding. Gene Ontology annotation, biological process: regulation of cell cycle; peptidyl-threonine phosphorylation; peptidyl-serine phosphorylation.
UGGCACCGGUUCUUCUUCUUUCUCGAUGCGCGAGGCGGCCAUACCAAGCCAAGAUUUGGGCUCACUUUACGACAGUUUUCUGGGGUUCGCAUCGUUUUGGUGUUUUUAGCCUCGGUUUAUUGGCUAGAAAGCAGCUAAAGCUGACUUCUGGUAUGUCAUCAGCCACUGCAAGAGCGCGAGUGUACGCCGACGUGAACGUCCAUCGCCCAAGAGAAUACUGGGACUACGAGUCUCAUGUCAUAGAAUGGGGUCAACAAGACAAUUAUGAGCUAGUACGAAAACUUGGUAGAGGCAAAUACAGUGAAGUAUUUGAAGCAAUAAAUAUCACAAAUGAUGAAAAAGUGGUAGUCAAAAUAUUAAAGCCCGUAAAAAAGAAGAAGAUAAAAAGAGAAAUAAAAAUUCUGGAAAAUUUGAGAGGUGGCCCAAACAUCAUUAACCUCUUGGAUGUCGUCAAGGACCCUGUUUCAAGAACGCCAGCAUUAAUCUUCGAGUAUGUUAACAACACUGAUUUUAAGCAACUAUACCAAACAUUUACAGACUUUGACAUCAGAUACUAUCUGUAUGAGCUGUUAAAGGCUUUGGAUUAUUCGCACAGUAUGGGAAUCAUGCACAGAGAUGUCAAACCUCAUAAUGUCAUGAUAGACCAUGAAAAACAAACGCUGAGACUAAUAGAUUGGGGAUUAGCAGAAUUCUAUCACCCAGGCCAGGAGUAUAAUGUACGGGUAGCGUCACGAUACUUCAAAGGGCCUGAAUUACUAGUUGAUCAUCAGGAAUAUGACUAUUCGUUAGAUAUGUGGAGUUUUGGCUGUAUGCUGGCAAGCAUGAUAUUCAGAAAAGAACCAUUCUUCCACGGGCAUGACAACUAUGAUCAGUUGGUAAGGAUAGCCAAGGUUCUUGGAACAGAAGACCUGUUUGAUUACAUUGAAAAGUACCACGUAGAACUAGACCCAAGGUUCAAUGAUAUCUUAGGGAGGCAUUCAAAAAAGAGAUGGGAAAGAUUUAAACAUGCCGAAAAUGAACACCUGGUUAGCCCAGAAGCGCUUGAUUUGCUGGAUCGCCUCCUAAGAUAUGAUAUUCAGGAACGUCUAACUGCUAGAGAAGCAAUGGAACACCCAUACUUUUAUCCAGUCGUCAGACAAGAACAACAGAGACUGGCCUCAGGUCAGGCAGCCAGCCCGAUGAACUCUCAAACCCUGGCAGGGAAUACAUCCCAACCAAUCGGCUCACCACUACCACCCUCAUCCAUUUCACCCUUACCCAAUUCAACCCCCACUUAACAGAUAUACUACUCAAGAAAAUCAGUAAUUAUUAUUGCAAGAGUUUUGUGAGGAUCGAUUUUAGCCAUUGAGCACAGUUGAGGUUAUGUAGGGUGUUUUAGGUGCAUAUAUACACUGGACAUGUAAAUCUGCAAUCUACUUGUGUUAUAGCAGCGAUCAAUAGACCUCUUCGGCUUGGGGUAAUGUUUUCCCAUUUCAGACCACGUGUCAGUCCCUUGAGAAUAGGAUUCUUUGUUUGAGUUGUAUCCAUAUUCAUGUGUCUUCUCAUGUGCAACCGAGCGCAAACAAAGAAAUGAUACUCUAGGGAAUGACAUGUGGUCGAAUGACAUGUGGUCUGAAAUGGGAAAACAUUACGUCAGAGCCGAAGAGGUCUAUUCAGCUGCAGUUCCAAAAUAAUAAACUCUUCUGUUGAGUUUUGUGGUAUUUUGCUUCAGAAACUAUGAAGCAAUGAUUCCAAAGUUAAGUUCGAGUUACCAUAGUCCCAGAGGUCUCAGAAUAGUAUUGAAGUGUUCAUGUAGAAAACCUUUGGCACCAUGGUGCAAAUAUGACUUGCAAACAGAUGUGAGAGAAAAAAGUCAGACUUACCAUGGAUGUGUUUUAUAGAAUAACCUUUGGCACCAUGGUGCAAAUAUGACAUGCGAACAGAUGUACAAGAAAACAUUAGGGUUGAGUCGUUCAGACCUUGAUGAUCAGGGUUUGAAUAUUUAAAUUAUACUCGUUGACAGAACA